UUUUUAGUGCCCAUAUGUAACCCUAAUAUAUCUUUGUUCAUGCGAACCUAAUUCGAGGUUGGGAUUUAAUAAUCGGAAUAAAGAAAGGCAUCAUCUCCAAUACCCGAGAAUGGCGCAAUAGGGACCAGAUUUCGUGCCAUCCGGAAUCAUUUAUAAAUGCCUGAAACCCCGGGAUUAUUUGUGAAAGUGAGAUACUACAGAUUAAUGGGACCAUGUCGUGGUACCUUUUUGGGCAAUUGCGUCCUGGACGCUCUUUCCUGGACCCACUACCUUCUUCUAAUUCUUAUAUCUUUGACUUUCCCGUGGGCUCAUUCAUGUUAAGUCUAGAAGACAUCAAACUCAUCUCAUUUCUCCAGUCCUCAAUACAUCUUUUUAAAUAUCAAUUCUCUUUCCUCUAUAAUUUCCUAGAAUCAAUCAGACCUGAAAUUCCGAUACCUUCUUACACCAUGGCCGCCGUUGCAUCCCCCAUUCUACCAUUCGACGACGUGGAACGUUUCGCAGUUUCCGACGAACUCGAUUCUUCAGCUAGUUUGCAAGCGCUUAUUCUCGACAGCAAGGCCCACAGCUCGAGCGAGGAUAGAUACCUGAUAGUUAGCCCGUAUGAUGAAAAACCUCAUUUACUCGAUCUCGAGACUUUAGAUACUCCAAACCAGUUGCUUGCUAGAGCUCUAGUUGGAUUGAAAUGUCUGAGAGAAGAUUAUGCGACUGCGCCAUACGUCGAGACUUUCAAUGUAUGUGUUUUGACCUAUCAAUCAGAAAGUGUGAUUGGAAGUUCGCUGACUUUUCUUUAGUGGCAAGAGAUUAUAGAUACCCUUCGAGAGCUGGCAAAAAAUUUCGACCAUAAGUGGAGAGAGGAAUCUUUCUAUAUUGUCGUCUUCAGAUCUCAGGUACCACCCGAAACUGUCGCCCACUACUCUGACCUUGGUGUCCUCGACAAAGCUGCACACGCGGAGGCAACUGAAAGUGGAGGAUUUCUUAAGUAAGUAUAAAUGCCCGAUACCCAUAGCAAAUGACUGAUGUUCUCUAGAUACUGGUUUGGUGUACCUGACAAGAACGGACGAAACCUGGCAACUUGUGUUUGGCGUAGUUCUCAAGAUGCCAAAAUUGGUAGCGUGGGUCCACACCAUCGCGCCGCGGCGAAUGCUGCUAGACACAUGUAUACGGAGUGGAAAAGUAAGCAAAUUCUAUGGCGAAAUUCGUGGGAAAUGCUUAUAAAAUCUUGUAGUCGAGCGAUUGAGACUCCUAGUGAAGGAUAAUGUCGAAGAAUGGGAGAUUGAACAAUGGGUCGAUUGAAAGAUAACAUCUCGUGCCUGAGUCUUUUUAGACAUGCCGAUCCCCGAGAUCCAUCGAAUGAAUAUCGCCAUUAUAAACUGGCCAGGCGUAGAAGGAGUUACCUAUGAUUUUCUAGACUUACUAGAAGUUUGCUUGUUUUCGAGAUACCACAAUAGAUAGACAAAAUAGAGACGAGGAUCGUUUUGAGAUUACCUAGAGCUCCCAUGUUCCUAGAGAGUUAUUGGUACUGUUAGCCCUAUAUAUAUUGAUCGUGAGAAUAUGAAAAGGUCCAAAAGUAUAUUGCAUAGAUGCAUAAUGAGGUUGAAUUCUCUGAACAUUAAUGCCAUCUGUGG
This is a messenger RNA of Sclerotinia trifoliorum, 1625 nucleotides long. Lineage: Eukaryota; Fungi; Ascomycota; Leotiomycetes; Helotiales; Sclerotiniaceae. The record is from the annotation of a GenBank genome assembly.